Messenger RNA from Psammomys obesus (fat sand rat), 2244 nucleotides. Its product is annotated as endoplasmin-like. NCBI's taxonomy places the organism in Eukaryota, Metazoa, Chordata, Mammalia, Rodentia, Muridae. The record is from RefSeq and is a predicted model, not a curated record. Gene Ontology annotation, molecular function: ATP-dependent protein folding chaperone; ATP binding; ATP hydrolysis activity. Gene Ontology annotation, biological process: protein folding.
AUGGGGUGCACAAGUGGCAGUCAAUGGGCAUCUUUGAGGACUCAGUUCUCCGCUUCAACCACAUCAGGCUUUGGAAAUCAAACUCGAGUCGUGAGCAAUUCACCGCUGGCGGCCAUUUAUGAAGAUGCAGACACUGAAUGGCACAGAUCUAAGAAAUGGGAGGAGGCAUCUGAGCUGGAGUUCUGCCUCACGCAACCCAGAAAACAACUGAGUGGAAAUCUGUGGGUGGAAAAUCGAGGAAGAAAUAAAUCAUUCCAGCCUGUGAGACUGAAGAGCAGGGUGAGGACACAGGACCUCCGAAAGGAUUCAGAGGUAGCGACAGCCCAGUGUCAGUCAAUGGAAACCCCUGUCACACUGCUGGUGGCUGGCCCAACAGGAUAUCGCAAGAGAAAACCGCCUGAAAGCUACUACCUGCUAUACACCCCACAGAGUGUGAUGCCCAGCCUCUUCACCACCAAGAAAGGCAAAGGGAUAUUAAUUCACCAACAAGAAAGGAAAAGAGACAUUAAGACCCAGGCCCCGUUCGCCCACUUCUCCUGCCUCUAUCCAUCUCCAUAUGACAAAGCAGUGGCACACACUUCCAGAAAUAUUGAGAAGGAGGACCUGGACAGAGGCAAUUUGGAGAGGAUCUUGGUGAGCCAGGGUGCCAGGCGCCAGCUUCUGCAAGGCUGGAGCAGAAGAGACCGGUCUGGGGAGACAGAAACCAGCUUGGAUUUCCAGGGCCAAGUCAGGCUGGGUGGCCAAGUUGUCCGGGUCACACCUGGCCUGUGCCAUCACCCUGUCCCCUGCUUGUUCUCUGAGCUUCAGCUGUCGUGGGCAUGGGAAGUGCUGCUUGCCAAGUGCAGGGGAAAAGGAAGCUUUGAAGUCGUGCAGAUAGAGGAAGAAGCUAUUCGGUUGGAUAGGUUAAAUGCAGCACAGAUAAGAGAACUUACAGAGAAAUCAGAAAAGUUUGCCUUCCAAGCUGACGUUAACAGGAUGCUGAAACUUAUCACCAACUCUCUGUAUAAAAAUAAAGAGUUUUUCCUGAGAGAACUGACCUCAAAUGCUUCUGAUGCUUCAGACAAGACAAGGCUCCUCUUACUAACCGAUUAGAAUGCAGGUGCUGGAAAUGAAGGGUUAACAGUGAAAAUUAAGUGCAACAAAGAGAAAAAUCUGCCUCAUGUAACAGACACUGGUGUAGGAAUGACCAGAGAGGAGUUGGGGAAAAACCUUGGUACCAUAGCCAAAUCUGGAACAAGGGAGUUUUUAAACAAAAUGGCAGAGGCCCAAGAAGAUGGUCAGUCAACUUCUGAACUGAUGGGCCAGUUUGGUGUCGGUUUUCAUCCUGCCUUCCUUGUAGCAGAUAAGGUCAUUGUCACAUCAAAGCACAUCAAUGAUACCCAGCACGUCUGGGAAUCAGACUCCAGUGAAUUCUCUGUGAGUGCUGACCCCAGAGGAAACACGCUGGGUCAUGAGACAACGAUUACUCUGGUCUUAAAAGAAGAAGCAUCUGAUAGCUUGAAUUGGAUAUAACUAAAAAACCUCAUCAGGAAGUAUUCUCAGUUCAUCAACUUUCCCAUCUACUUGUGGAGUAGCAAGACUGAGACUGUUGAGGAGCCCAUGGAAGAGGAAGAAGCAGCAAAAGAAGAGAAGGAAGAAUCUGAUGAUGAAGCUGCAGUAGAAGAGGAGGAGGAAAAAAAGAAACCAAAAACUAAGAAAGUUGAAAAAACUGUGUGGGAUUGGGAUCUUAUGAAGGAUAUCAAACCAAUAUGGCAGAGACCAUCCAAAGAAGUAGAAGAAGAUGAAUACAAAGCUUUCUAUGAAUAAUUUUCAAAGGAAAGUGAUGAUCCCAUGGCUUAGAUCCACUUUAUUGCAGAAGGGGAAGUUACCUUCAAGUCAAUUUUCUUUGUGCCCACAUCUGCUCCUCGUGGUCUGUUUGAUGAAUAUGGAUCUAAAAAGAGCGAUUAUAGGAAGCUGUAUGUGCACCGAGUAUUCAUCACAGAUGACUUCCAUGAUAUGAUGCCCAAGUACCUUCAUUUUGUCAAAGGUGUGGUGGAUUCAAAUGAUCUACCCCUCAGUGUUUCCCAUGAGACUCUUCAGCAACACAAAGUGUUCAAAGUGAUUAGAAAGAAGCUUGUCCAAAAAACUCUGGACAUGAUCAAGAAGCUUGCUGAUGAGAAAUACAAUGAUACUUUCUGGAAAGAAUUUGGCAGCAAUAUCAAGCUUGGUCUGACUGAAGCAGGUUGUAUCUAUUCACAUGUGUAA